CUACAUAGUGUCUGAAGGGAGUCAGGAUAUUUAGUCCCUAGAUUAUGUCUGGAUGAACUUGGUAAUGUUUGUGCAUUUACCCCUGUUUAGAUUUAUUCCAGCUCUGAAGUUCUGGCCUUUGGUGCCAGUGCUUGCCAGAACUUUAUGCUUGUUUGCUAGGAUCAUCUCAAUGUCAGUUAUUAUCCAUGACCUUUAACCCUAUACCUCGGCCAAAUGCUUUCUUUGUGCUGUCAGUGGCACAGAAAUGAGGAACAGUGUGCUCCAGUAAACCAAGACAGGGCGACUUUUUGACAUAGCUAAUAAAUACAUCUAGAUAAAAGAACAGGACAUUAGCUGCUCAGACACAUGCUGAGAGAACUCCAGACACGGAGUGCACAAUUUCUGCCUUCCUGGCCAUUCUCCACCUAGAAGUUCUUUGCAAGAGUAAGGGUUACUAGUAUUCUGAGCUAAGCCAUUACCAACAGCAGAAAAACAUCACAUAGAUCUGAUAGCAACUUGGUGAAGAAACACCUGAAACAAUGAAAAUAGGACUGGUUACCUUUGUAGCAGAGAAAUUACAACAAGUAUAACAUUGAGUGAAGAUUGCAAGAGGAAGAAACUUUAUUAAGAGCUGUAAGAUUUCUAACUCCAAGUGCACAAUUAUGGCUGAUUCCUGGCCUCCAGAGUUCUGAAAGCACAGGAAAGAUGAAGUGCAUAUCACAAAUGACUAGGACUGUGGCAUGUGACUGCUGAAAGUUACUCCCAGAGAGUUGAUAUGCAGGCAUCAAGCCCCUUGCAGCGUUAAGAACAACAAUGGUGAUUUUCAAUGUCAUUCUGGUGCAAAGGUAAUGGGCGUGGGGUGGGGAGAAAGGCCACCCUGUCACUGUGGCUGAAUAAUGUAAUGACAGCAGAUGACAGAGAUGCUUAUUUUUGAAGAAAGGAUUGUGGGUUUUUUUUUUAAACAGACAUGUGACAGAGAAGAGGAAGCUGAUGAACUCAUGCUUUAUUAUUAAAAUCAGACAAGGAAAGUGAUCUUUAGUUUAGAAAGAGGAAUUGGGUUUUAAAAACUGGUUGAAUCCUGAGAUUUGUGAGAGUUUCUAAGAGUUAAUGCUGGUGUCUGAGCAGGUCAGCUCCAGUAGGUGCUUUUCAUGUUGUUUGAGCAGCAGAGUGCUGUCAUCUGUGAGUGACAAAGACGAGCCUGCUUUGGAAUGCAGAAGACCAGCAACUGUGGAAACUCAGGCUGUAAGGGUCAAGGUUCUGAUCUCUGUAAUCUCUGUGGUGUGCUGGUCUUGGGGGAAGCGAUUAAACGAUUAAAUAGCUUAUUGAAAACAUUGCGCCCCACCCCUCCAAACAGGAAGAGGUCAUUCUUCCUGAAGUGUGGAAACCUACAGACAAACAUGGAAAACCAACCUUGUUUCUUCUCUUAGAAUUGCAUUAGAUGAGCUAUCAUAAAAGUGCUGGGCGUGUUGCUCACUGUGUCCAGAUUUUCCAUGAACACAGCUUCUUUCUUCCCAUCGCUAGACAUAUGAACUUGGCUAAUUACCAGGCUAUGCCUGUGUGUGCAUGUGUUCUUUUAAAUUAUUUUAUUUAUUUGCACCCCAAAUGUUGAUCCCAUCCUGGCCCCCCUUCCCAGAGUUCUUCACCCCAUUCCCCAUCCCCUUUGCUUCUGAGAGGGUGCUGCUCCCUCCCCCGUCCCCCUGGCAUCUCCCUCUCUAGGCACUUCUCCCACUGAGGCCAGACAAGGCAGGCCUCUGCUACAUAUGGGCGGUGGGAGUGGGGGUGGGGGUGUUGGACCAGCCCCUGUAUGUUUUUCAGUUAGCAAUUUAUAGUCCCUGGGAACUCCCAGGGGUCUGGGUUAAUUGAUACUAUUGGACUUCCUAUGGGGUUGCAAUCCCCUUCAGCUCCUUCAAUCCUUCCCCUAACUCUUCCAUAGGGGUCCCAGACCUCAGUGCAAUGGUUGGCUAUAAGUAUCUGCGUCUGUCUCAGUCAGCUGCUGGUAGAGCCUCUCAGAGGACAGCCAUGCUAAUGCCUGUGUUGUUAAGGGAGGAUAAUGGCAGUGUCACCUUGCUGUUGCAGGGUAUGCAGAUGCUAUGUAGAUGGCAUUUAGUGCCAGACACACAGAAGUCUUAGUGUGAUUAGUGAUUAUGGGUUACUCUGUUCUGGAUUUCAGCAGUCCACACAUAAAUGCCUCCUUACAGUUGCUUCAGGUAAGAUGGUGUUAGAACUGUUGGGUAGACUUGUAGUUAAUUACAUAUCUAGAUAGGGCCUGAUGAGUGUGCGAAAGUCUGUAGUGGAGAGAUACAGGAUUGUGUCUGGUUUAGCAUACCCCCUGAUAGCGUGGAGGAGAUUAUGGAAGCUUUGCUGAUUCGAUUUACACAUAACAUCUAUAAAUUUGGUUGCUUGGAGCUCAGAUUAAACUUAACAGGCAUAAAGCUAUGCUACGAUUUUGCCUUUGGGUCUGCCAGCCAAAUAUGAGAUAGGAUUGAGUAGCAAACACGAAUAACCCCAGGGCUUUAAAUUACAAUGUCACUUUGUCAUCAGGAAGACAAAUACGGUUGCAGUUUACGUUGGUUGGUGGAUCGUAGGAGGAUCAUCGUUCACUUGGUUGAUGUGAUCAUGUCACAUGUCAAAGAUUGUGUUCAUAUCCGAGUAUCCAACCAUAGGAGGGUCCCUGAGAAGACUGAAGUAGGGGUGACAAAGGACACCACUUCAAAACCGGUCCAUGCAAGGUGGAGUCGAAGGCACCAGAGAUGUUCAUCUGAGGGGAAAACUAGUCCAAGGCAGUAAAUAUAUCCGAGUAUUUGGCCAUCCGCCAAACGGGAAGGAGCUAGCUGGACUCUAAUAGUUUCUGAGGUUUGAAUCCAGACUGGUGGAACCAACAGGAUUCAUGCAAAUCAGAGGAAAGGAAGUUAAGCCAACAUAUAAAAGUACACCAGCCAAGCCAACAAAACCAAGAAUACCUGUGAGACCUGAGGAAGAUAAAAAACGAAUUAAAAAAGUACCACAGCCUCCUUCCCUUCCUCAUCUGCAUGGCCUGUGCACCAUAGUCCCAGCCAUGGAGUUGCCUGUGGAUCUGCGCCUGGCUUCUCGGGUGUACCACACUCCCGACAGGAAAGGUCACAAGGCUGUGCUUGGCCUAUUGGGGUCGUCUCUUUUAGGUGACCACUGCAUUGAUGAACAGAGAGAAAGACUGCUGUUCGGUGUUCCUGCUAUGAGUGAGAUGCAGAAAUAUACUGGUGUCACUCCAGCGUCAGCAGAGGGAUUACCUGGAUCAGAGCAGACAAAUCAGCGGGAAGCCAACAAAGCAAACCUGCAGCUCUCAGGAGAAGAAGUGUCUGCGUAUCCUGGAACAUCAAAGAUGUUUUGGAAUCUUACUGCACCCAAAUUCGCUAUUCCAGAAUCAACCAUGAGAGAAACUUUAUAUCCAAAAUAUGAGAGUGUUCAGACAAGCAGACUCUUAACUGAGAAAUUAUCGGAAUCCCAGAGUGAGAUUAUUUUAGAAUCCUACACCAAAAGAAGUUUUAAGAAUUUAAUAAUAAAAAAGUCUGCAUCAUGUGAGGAUAUCCAAAAAUAUUCCAGUGUACCAUAUACACGAUUAAAGAGAUCAAAGUCUACAGUUGAGCUGAGGAAAAGAGAGAUCCCACCACAAUUUAUAAUGAAGGAUGACAUAGACAGCAACUUGCAGCAGCUGGCAUACCAGAGGCAGAAGGAGAUGGAGCGCCAGGUGGCCAAGCAAAGGGCGCUGCUGGACCUCCCCAUAAAAGACAGUCUGGAAAGCUUGCAUGAGACAGAAAGCUUAAAAUGCCUGUCGGUUUCGCUGGUUGAAGCAUCACGGCAGGCUGGCAUUAGCUACAUUGUAUUUCCUAGUAAAAGGAAGAAAGUAUUGAAGAAAGGGUUUAAGUUCCACAGGGCGGCACAAGUGUAUGAACAGCUCUCCAGGCCUCCGAAGAAAAUAGAAAGAUCAGUAUCCCAUGGAGUACUUCCUGGAGAGAGAAAGUAUUUCCUUAAAGUUCCAUUAUAUGAACGUCAAAUAAGGUGCCCCAGCGUACCCACACUUUUAAACUUUGACCAGUUUGUUCAAAGCAGAGGAGGAAUACCAGAAAAUACUGAUCCUCGGAAAUGGGUUCUCGAGCUAUUUACUAAAGAGAGAUGUCAGAGGACACGCACACCAGUUGCGUUAUCUGUUCAAAAGAGUGCCCCAGAGCCAGUGAUAGAGAUCUCCAAACUGGAGUUAACUGAUUAUGUGAAGUGUAAUCUUCCCCCAGAGGUCAUUAAGUACUAUGAAUCUGAACUGGAGUUACUGACUCAAGAAAUAAAAAGUGAGAAAAAAAAUCCGGCAUUUGCGUAUUGUAGGCGUGGAGCUAUUUAUCGAAAACUGGGAAAGCUGCAAAGUGCCAUGAACGACCUGCAGGAAACCAUAUUUGUGGAGCCAUUGUUUCUAAAUGCCUAUUGGCACAGACAUUUCAUUUAUCUUUUCCAAGACAAAAUCAAUGAUGCUUUGGAUGAUUUGAAUUUCAUAACUAAGUACAAUAAAAACCAUGCAGAGGCGUACUUGUCAAAGGCAGAGAUUUUCAGGGAGAAGAACGAUAUUACAUUGGCAAUUCUGAAUUACAGUCAGGCCAUUAAGUGCAGGCCCAAAGAUGCUAGCCUCUACUUUAAGAGAGGGGAGAUGUACGAGAAGACAAACAAAGUUCUGGCGAUUGAUGACUUCUCGAAAUGUAUUUAUUAUGAUCCCAAAAGAUCAGACGCAUUAUGGAAACGUGGGAUGUUUUACUUUGAAAACGAAAACUGGACCGGGGCCGUAUAUGAUUUUACAUCUCUGUUAAAACUUGAACCCCAUAAUUCUCAGGCAAGUUAUGAUCCCAGUUUCAAUGAACAUUAUAUAAGUCCUGGUAAUUUACUUCCAGGGACCAAAAUGUGGAGCAUUUUAUCUUCCUGUGACUUCUUUUUGCAAACCGAAUUCAAGAGCAAAUCAAAACAAUCAUCCAUCAUGAUCAAGACAAACAGGGGGAGAGCAUAUUUCAAAAGGAAUUUAUUCAAACAAGCAACCGAAGACUUUUCUGCUGCCAUCCACUCAGACCCCAACAACUGGCUAGCCCUGUACUACCGAGCCUGCUUAUUUAGAAAGUGUAGCCCUCAAAGAGCGCUGCAGGACUACAGUGUGUCAGUUCUUAUAAAUGAUGGCUACGAUAACCUUAAUUGUUUUCUACAUCGGGGUAUACUCUAUACAGAAUUAAAGUUUUGGAUGCUGGCAGUUUGUGAUUUUGAAACUGUCGUUACUCUCGAAAGAACUGCUACUUUGGCUUACAUAAAUAUUGGCCUUAUAUAUCUACAACACCUGGAUAAUUAUACCGAAGCCUUUUGGUGGUUUACUGAGGCAAUUAGAGUCGAUCCUUUAUAUAUUCAAAGCUAUAUUUGUAGAGCAGAAACCUAUUCUAAGCUGCAUAAACUGAAAAAAGCAGUAACUGAAUUAUCUCGGGCUAUCCAUCUCCAGCCUGAUGCAAUCCACCUAUACAUAAUAAGAGGACAGUAUCUUCUUAUGAUGAAGAGUUAUGAUCUUGCAAAGCUCACUAUUUUUCAAGUAGCAGAAAUGAACAAAGGUGUCAUCGAGCUGUCCCCAAUACAGGAAGCACUCAUUUAUUCAUUUUGUGAAAACCAUGACAAGGCCAUUCAUGUCUUGGAAGGGGUCAUAGCCAAUAAACCAGAUAUCUCUACUUACGCACUCUUGGCAAAAGCCCAAAUGAAGGCCAAGAGAAUAAAGGAAUCUGUGAGACUAUUUAAGAAGGCAUUGGAACUGUAUACAUUUUCUGACAAAGGACCAGCUGCCACUAGUGUUUCAGCAGAUUGUCUGUAUAACUUGGGUCUUUGUUACAUGGAGGAAGGCAAUUUUCAAAUGGCCUAUGAAUCUUUUACAAAAGCUGUGAGAGCAAAUCCUGAUUUUGCAGAAGCCUUUUAUCAUCGGGGACUUUGUAAAGUAAAACUCAACAAGCAACACUCAAUUCUGGACUUCAAUCGGGCACUUACCCUAAAUCCCGAACAUUACCAGGCAUAUUUAAGUCGAGUAGCUUAUUAUGGUUUAAAGGGCAGAUACUCCAAAGCCAUUCUGAACUGUAAUGAGGCCAUCAGACUUUACCCUGAGAGUGUGCGUGCCUACAUCUGCAGAGGAGUUCUGAAAUACUACAACAGAAAUUACAAGCUAGCUAUUACAGAUUUAACUACAGCUGUCGGCAUGGACAAGAACAGUUACACAGCGUUUUACAACAGAGCCCUGUGUUAUACCAAGAUAAAGAAACAUGAGAUGGCUUUAAGAGACUAUGGAAUUGUGCUGCUUCUUCAAGCUGGAGAAACCAUAGCAUUAAAUACCUUAGUCAACCGUGGACUCAUCUAUACUGAACUAGAACAGUAUGGCUUUGCACUAGAGGAUUUUAAAGAGGCUUCGAUGAUAAGCGAGACUAGUGUGAAACUUUGCCAAGCUACAGCCAUGUGCCACCACAGAAUUAAAGAAUUUCAAGGAGCUGUUGAAUUCUUUACCAGGGCUAUUAAAAUUAACCCACGUUAUCUGGACGCUUAUAUUGGACGGGGGAAUUCUUACAUGGAGUAUGAACAGAAUAAAGCUAUGAUACAAGCCCAGAAGGACUUUCUGAGAGCGCUUCAUCUUGACCCAUCAAAUUUAAAAGCCAGAAUUAGUCUAGGCUAUAAUUUGCAGGCCCAAGGAAAAUUCCAGAAAGCUUGGCAACACUUUACUAUUGGCAUAGAAGCUAAUCCAAAGAACUAUCUAGCCUAUGAAGGACGAGCUGUGGUUUGUCUUCAAAUGAGUAAUUAUUUCGCUGCAAUGCAGGAUAUCAAUUGUGCCAUAAAGAUCAACUCGACAGCAGAAUUCCUAACAAACCGUGGUGUGAUUCACGAGUUUAUGGGUCAACAACAGAACGCAAUGGCCGACUAUCAAGCAGCGAUUUCUCUGGACCCCAACUACUCGCUCGCCUACUUUAAUGCGGGAAACAUCUACCUUCAUCACCGGCAGUUUUCUCAGGCAACCGACUACUUCUCAACAGCCUUGAAGCUUAAUCCAGAAAACGAAUGUGCUCUCAUGAAUCGAGCUGUUACAAACUCAGUAUUAAAGAAAUAUGAAGAAGCAGAAAAAGAUUUUUCACAUGCAAUGGAGCUCUGUCCCCACUGGGCUGCACUGUAUUUUAACAGAGCAAGUUUCUAUGUCUACUUGAAGAAGUAUGAACUCGCUGAAGAGGACCUUGACAGAGCCCUGUCUUUGAAGCCUGAUGAUGCUAUAAUGUAUAAUCUCAGAGCACAAGUCCGUGGCAAAAUAGGACUGAUAGAGGAAGCUAUGUGUGACUAUAACCAAGCCCUUGAUCUUGAAGAAUAUUCCAAAGCUAUGUGAAUACAGACCCUUGUGGUUUCUGUAGUAGGUUAAGUAUUUUUCUUCCUGAAGCUGAAAUAUAUUUGUUGUUUAGAAAUGCCAUUCUUGUUGUAUUCAUCACACUUAUUAAGUGGUUAUUCUUUAUAACCACAUAACACAUUUUAAUACACUAAGUAUUAAAUAAAUUUUGUUAAAUGAACCUUAACAAAA
Messenger RNA from Rattus norvegicus (Norway rat), 7561 nucleotides. NCBI's taxonomy places the organism in Eukaryota, Metazoa, Chordata, Mammalia, Rodentia, Muridae. The record is from RefSeq and is a predicted model, not a curated record.